AUGUCCCAUCAUUCCCGUCGGCUACCAUUUUUGGCAUACCUCUUCCUCACCCUCGUCCUCACAAUCACUCUACUCAUCUCGUUCGAAUUCUUCUCGAGACCCGUCGGCGUGUUUUCUGAAGAUGGCGAUCAUGUGCCGUUCGACUUCUUCACCAAUUUCCAAGUUCAUCCGUCGAGGGACCACCAUCAGAACGUCUCAGUGCUUGUGCUCAUCAAUAGCGUGCCCAAAGAGGUGGCGUUGCGCGACGCGAUUCGCGAUUCAUGGGCCAACGUGUCGGCGUACGAUGGCGCGAUUCGCGUCGAGUUUCUCAUCGGCCAACCCGACGCCGAGCAUCGAUCGGCGAUUCGCGCCGAGCAAAAUGAGCACGAUGACAUCAUCAUUGCCAACAUCGACGAGGGCUACUACGAGUUGAGUGUCAAAACGAUGGCGAUGCUCGUUUAUAAGGCAAGAUUCUACCCGAAAACCAAAUGUCUUGUGAAAGCCGACAGCGACAACGUGCUCAUGCUUCCCAACUAUCUUCGACUUUGCGAGGAAACCGUGGCGCCGAGAAUCGUCGGCAAAUGCGACGUGCCGCGACAUGUGAUUCGAAUGUCGACGAAAUGGGCGGUGCCGAAAUUCGUGUUCGCCGAUGAGCUCUAUCCGGCGUAUUGUUCGACGGGAACCUACACGUUCAUCGGCGCGAAUCUGCCGCAGCUACUCAUCAACAAGGCGAUGAAGGGCAGUUUUGCGACGUCGCGCAAUUUUCGGCGACUAUCCGAAGACGUGAUCUUCACGGGAAUUCUCGCCGAGCAGGCCGGCGUCGCGCGACGCCACGUCAACGGCCUCUCGUUCUUCGCGCAGCCCGAAUUCGAGUGUCGCAACAGCUUCAAACACACCUACAGUAUUCAUAUGAAUCGCGACAAGAACCCGACAAAGUAUUAUCACAUGUUGAAGCGAAUUGAAGGCGAACGAUGCCGCUGGUGGAACCGGUUCAGUGUCCGCAGAUGGACCUAA
Molecule: messenger RNA, 993 nt
Organism: Caenorhabditis bovis
Lineage: Eukaryota; Metazoa; Nematoda; Chromadorea; Rhabditida; Rhabditidae
Source: the annotation of a GenBank genome assembly